This is a messenger RNA of Acaromyces ingoldii, 2314 nucleotides long. Its product is annotated as uridine kinase. Lineage: Eukaryota; Fungi; Basidiomycota; Exobasidiomycetes; Exobasidiales; Cryptobasidiaceae. The coding region runs from base 152 to 2197 and encodes 681 amino acids. The record is from RefSeq and is a predicted model, not a curated record. Gene Ontology annotation, molecular function: kinase activity; ATP binding. The transcript has a single exon. Gene Ontology annotation, cellular component: cytoplasm.
GCCUCUUUCGGGCGCGGACAGGAAAAAAAGUGUUGGUUGAGGCCCUUCGCCGCACCUCUUCCGCCUCGACUGUGCCUCUGACGCUUGGGGACGCAUGCUCAUCGGUGAGCCGUCGAGGUGAUCCCCUCGCCAUCAUCAGCGACUGCUAGACAUGGCCAGCAAAGCGAGCGUGGGGACCGCCUUGCAUGGCAGCCAGAGCCCCGGAGGAGGGACAAAGCCGACGACGCAGACCAAGAACGUCGUCCUGACCGAGGCCGGGAGGGCCCCGUGGUACGAUGCAAAUGGCCGGCCACUGGACGCAUACAUCGUCGGCGUCGCGGGCGGGAGCGCAUCGGGAAAGACCUCGGUAGCCAAGGCGAUCCUCCGGAGCCUGCCCAAUGUGCCCUGGGUCGCCAUCGUCUCGCAGGACUCCUUCUACAAGACGCUCACGCGGGAGCAGAGCAAGAUGGCCUUUGAGAACAACUACGACUUUGACCACCCGAACGCAUUCGACUAUGACAUCUUCCACCAGUGUGUCUCCGACCUCAAGCAGUCGCGGGCCGUCGAGAUUCCCGUGUACAGCUUCGUCGAGCACCAGCGGACCGCGGACAAGACCUACCUCUAUGGCGCCGUCGUCGUCAUCGUCGAGGGCAUCUUUGUCCUGCACAACCCGGCCCUGCGCUCGCUUCUCGAUCUCAAGAUCUUUGUCCAGGCCGAUUCGGACCUGAUGCUCGCUCGGCGCAUCCGGCGCGACAUUGUCGAGCGAGGCCGCGACGUGGCCGGCAUCCUGGACCAGUACCUUCGCUUCGUCAAGCCGAGCAUGGACAACUUUGUCAGCCAGACGUCCAAGUUUGCUGACAUCAUCGUGCCCGGCCAGAACAACGACGUAGCCAUCGAUGUCAUCUCGCAACAGAUCAAGAAUCAGCUCGAGAGCCGCGCCAUGAAGCUUCGCCACGAGCUCAGCAGGACGCCUGCGACGCCGAGACGGGAGCUCUUGGUGUCUCCGCUCGCCGCUCCAGGUGGCUCUCUGUCCAUGUCUCGAGCGGGUAGCCGUGCUGGCGAGACGCUCGGUGCGCUCCGAAGGCCUGACCUGGAGAGGUGGACCUCAUACUCGUCCAACUCCUCUUCGUCAUCGUCGGGCGCGGGGCCUGCCAUGCUUGCCCUCGCCGAAGCAAGCCAAGAUGCUGCCCAUCCCCUCGAAGAGGAGCUCCCGUCUAGUGUCUGUGUGCUCCCCCAGACGCCUCAGCUUCGCGGCUUGCUUACGAUCAUGCACGACCUUACCGUCACGGGCGCCGACUUCAUCUUCACCGUCGACCGGCUCUCGACGCUUGUCAUGGAGGCGGCUAUGGCUUUCCUGCCUUACAAGGACAAGGAGAUCACGCUCAAGGGCGGACGAAAGCACAUGGGCACAGAGAUGGACGUCCAACACAUUUGCUCCGUCUCGAUUCUUCGUUCGGGCUCGGUCCUGGAGGCGUCUGCCCGGCGCGCCAUUCCGGCCCUCGCUCGGGGCUCGGUCCUGAUCCAGUCGAGCGACGACGACGGCGAGCCAAAGCUAUACAACGUCAGCCUGCCCUCGUUUGUCCGCAAUCGGCAGCGCGCGGCCAACACGUGGGCGAUCAUCCUCGACUCCCAGAUCGGGACCGGCGCCGCGGCACUGAUGGCGAUCCGUGUGCUGCUGGACCACGGCGUGCAGGAGCACCACAUUGUCUUUUGCUGCCUCCUCGUCUCGGCAAAGGGCGGUGUCCACGCACUCCAUCGCGCCUUUCCAAAGGUUCACGUCGUCACUGCAGGCGUCGAUGCGGAGCUCAAACGGAGGCGUGUCAGGGUAGAUGAUGGAAACGCCGUCGCGUGGCGAGGCGGGAGCGAGGCCAGCACCAUUGGCACGAUCGGAGGACAAGGCAGAGCAAGAAGGGGCGGGAAAGGGAGAGGCUUUUCAUCUUCUGGCAUCUCUGACGACGACGAGGAGGAAGACGACGGUCAUCCAGACGACUCGCUGGAGCACGACGACGGGCGGUACGAACAGGCCGGGAGAAUUACAAGGCUCAACGGGCCCGGAAAGAGCGAAGGAGCGGCGAGGCGGAGGACGAGAAUUUGCUUUGCCAUCGAGCCAGGUGCAGGCAACAUUGGCGAUCGCUACUAUGGCACAAAGGUGCGGCCGAGGGUCAUGUCGACGCAGAUCUCUCCACAGGUCUCGAGAAAGGACCUCAAUGUGAAAUGACACCGACACCUAAGCUUGCCGCAUUCACUCCAAUUCCUCUGCCAUGACUCAUAGAACACAACCAUCAUUACAAUUGUUUAGCAUCUCAAAUUGGUUCGCAACUAUCAUUGAAGUAGC